Messenger RNA from Klebsormidium nitens, 1737 nucleotides. The record is from the annotation of a GenBank genome assembly. Lineage: Eukaryota; Viridiplantae; Streptophyta; Klebsormidiophyceae; Klebsormidiales; Klebsormidiaceae.
UAGUUCCUCAAUAGAGCAAGACAGCAAGAAAUUUUUGAACUUGGAAGUUGAAUGCUGGCAUUGGCUUUUGCAGAUCUUCAGUGUCACACACACACAUGAUCCGCCAUUGGCAUCAUUUGCGAUUUGGCAUUGGCAGCACUGUACAGAGAUCAUUGAGCUGCUUUUCUUGCAGCGAAUUUAGCACUUGAGCGGACGGAGGUGGGUCUGACAGAGUCUUUCCUGCGCUGGGUUAGUCUGCAGUAAGCAUGGCAUCGGCAUUGGGAAGCUUGCCGCUGAGAAUGGUUCUUCCAGCUCAAACAAGCUGCGAGCAUUUGGGAAAGGUGGACAGGGGUCAGGCAGCAGGGCUGGGCUUCGGAAGCAGAGGGAGAGCAUCUUCAGCAGUGCCCGGUAGACGAAGAAAAGUGGUCAAUGCUGCUGUCAACGAGGGGGGGGGGGGAGGGAACUCGGACGAUGUGGUGCGGGCUAUCCAGAAGGCUCUCACUCACGAGAUAGGAAAAGUCCGGAGCGCGAUUAAGGAGGAGACGGCGCGACUGGAGGCCCGGGCAGAGGGGUUGGAGGGGGAGGUUCGAAAGAUUGGGAAGAACAUGGACGACAACUUCAGGGUCGUCAAGAACAUCGUCAUUAGUUUGGAAGAUCACGCGGGGAGGACGGCGGAGUCUCGGCUGCGGGAGCGAGCCACAGAUGAGCUCUGGCGCAGUGACAGUGCAAAGGGGCGGCAGAAGACGUUCAAGACGCUCGAUGAGCUGAUAGAGCAGUUCAUUGCGACACCCAAGGUCGCUGAGAAGAAAGCUCUCCUCGGACCGAUCCGGACAAGCGUUAUCCAGAGCAUGGAGGCCGAGGGCGCUAUUGAAGCGACAGUCAUUGACCUGCUUCAAGAGGUCAAAGAGCGCUACUCGAAAGAGGUUGUGCCGUCGGCUCACCUGGCAAACAAAGAAAUGGAACUUGGCCACCUCUGCGAGUUAGUGGGAAAAACGAUAGGCGAGCUCUACACGAGCCAAAUAGAGUGUCCCCGGUGGAUAACCAACCUCCUUGAGAGCUUUACCACGCUAGGGCGGAACCUGAACAACAGCAAAGACGCGGCGCUGCUCGACUGGGAGAAGGGCCCGGGGUUGGCAAUUCUCAUUCAUUCAGUAGUGUCGAGCGGUUUGCCCGGGGUGAAAGAGCUGACGACGCUCGCCGGUAAAGAAGGGGAGCGUGGUGGAGAUAACGAGAAAGGGGCCGGCAGCGGACGUCUCGAGUGGAGGAGACAGAUCGAGAUCGACAUGGUCGGAUGCGUGGAGGAGCGAGGAGGCGGUCUGGGGAGAUGGAGGCAGGAGAAGCGAAAAGGAGUGAGCUUCAGCUGGCGAAAGGAAAGCUUCAACUCGUUCUGUACACGAAAGGCGUCUCCAAGCUGCUCAAGUGGGCGACAGGGCGGACUCUUGCAAAGACUGUCGGGUACAUUUACAUUGAAGCGUAUGGUACCGACAGGGAGGAGGAGGUCGACGGCGUUCACUUCAAGAUUCGCUUCAGGGUCUAGGUUAUAGUGUAUCGCGUCAUGUACAUGGUGUAUACCUACAUGGUAGUCCAUGCAUAUUAGAAGGUACAAGCUGUACAGUCGAUCUUUAUCCAAGGAGAUCAAGUACUACCUGGCAAGGUCUGAAAUUUGAGCUCACGGCACUCCCCUCCAAUGUGUUCGAAAACAUUGAGACUUUACAGGCGAUUGUUUUGCGCGCAAGGUUCAAGCAAGCAUGACCGCAC